This is a messenger RNA of Oenanthe melanoleuca, 3478 nucleotides long. Its product is annotated as tubulin tyrosine ligase 3-like. NCBI's taxonomy places the organism in Eukaryota, Metazoa, Chordata, Aves, Passeriformes, Muscicapidae. The transcript has 11 exons. Gene Ontology annotation, molecular function: protein-glycine ligase activity, initiating. The record is from RefSeq and is a predicted model, not a curated record. Gene Ontology annotation, biological process: cilium assembly; protein polyglycylation; cilium movement. The coding region runs from base 251 to 3259 and encodes 1002 amino acids. Gene Ontology annotation, cellular component: cilium.
GCCCCUAAGGGAUGGGGGAGUAGGAAAACCUGCUUGCCCUGGAGGAGGCAGAGCCCCCACAGCUUCUCCCACCAUCAGAGUACCCUGGCACAGUGUGACACAGAGCAGCACUGUGGACACACUGCCCCUCAGCCUUGAGCAGGUGACAUCCCAGCUGCCGCUGGGCCAAGGCAAGGGAACAGCAGAGCGUCCCAAGGCUGCGGAGUGCAGCAGGGAUGCUGGCAGAAGGCUUGGCAGGUCAGGGAAUGCCAUGUCAGAAGCCCCAGAUUUGGUGAGGCAGAAGCAGACAGGGCAGGUGGCAGCUGUCAACACUGACUACCACGAUGGCCGCUACCACGCGGCCGAGUCCGAGCGGUUCAAGAAGGCCAAGCUGCAUGUGGAGAAGGCCAUUAAGGAGAAGAAGAUCUUCGCAGUGCAGGGCCCUUACCCCGUCAUCCGCCGCCUGCUGCGCGCCCGCGGCUGGGUGGAGAGGAAGCUGCCCCGCAAUGGCAAACAGCUGAAGCAGCAGCCUGGCGACCAAAAGAAACAGCAGCCGGAGAGGACGGCAAGUGGCGGCAGUGAUGAGCAGGGGGAGGCAGUGCUGAACCCACCAGCAUGGCCACGCGAUAACGAGAACAAGGGGGACAGCGAUGAAGACGCGAAGGAAGGCAGCGAGCAGUGCAGUGAGGACUCUGAUGACAUCCAUGAGCUCAUGUCCGUCCUGGUGCAGGACCAGGUGCCGAACUUCCUCUGGACCAUUCGCCUCAGCAGCAUUGACCAGAAGCUGCUGCCGAGGAUUGAGAUGGUGAACCGCUACCCCCGGCUGUACGCGCUGUGCACCAAGGAGGGGCUGUGCCAAAGCCUGCAAAACUUGCCCUGGUUCCAGCAAGUGGACUUCAACACCUUUUUCCCCCGGUGCUACCGGCUGGGGAUCGAGGACGAGCAGGAAGCCUUCAUUGAGGAUUUCCGCCUGACGGCAGCUCGUAGCCUGCUCAAACUGGCCCUGCAGAAGGUCGGGGACAGGCCGGUGGGGACAGAGCAGCGCCUAAAAUCCGACAAGGUGCCAGGGCCGUGCUCCGCCCUGUGUCCCCAGCUGCUGGAGGAGGCCCUGGAGGUCUGUGAGCAGCACCUGGGCGUCCUGGGGCACCAGGACAUCGACAGGAACACCCCGUCACCCUGCCGGACGUGCAUCGACUGGGACCGCUUCCUGCAGGAAUACUACCGUGUGGCACAUGAGGAGAGCCGGCUGGUGCUGAGCAGGGAGCAGCGGGAGCAGUGCCAGGACAUGCUGCAGCGCCUGGAGGAGCAGCUGCCGCAGCUCUGCAUCGAGGGCAACCUCAACGUCUGGAUCCUCAAGCCCAGCGCCAAAUCCCGCGGCAGGGGCAUCGUGUGCGCCACGCGGCUGGAGGAGGUGCUGAAGCAGGCGCACAGCUGCACCAGCCUCUCGGCGCGGGUGUGCGAGUGGGUGGUGCAGAAGUACGUGGAGCGGCCGCUCACCAUCUUCAACACCAAGUUCGACAUCCGGCAGUGGUUCGUGGUGACCGACUGGAAGCCACUGACUGUCUGGUUCUACCGAGAGUGCUACCUGCGCUUCUGCUCCCGGCCCUUCUCGCUGUGUCACCUGGAGCCCGCCAGGCACCUCUGCAACGUCUCCGUCCAGAAGCGGUACAAAACAUUGCACCCGGACCCCCGCGUGCCGCCCGAAAAGAUCUGGUCCAACAAGCAGUUCCAGGCACACCUGGCGCAGCUGGGGCGGGCAGACGCUUGGCAGCAGGUGAUGGUGCCCGGCAUGAAGGCGGCGAUCCUGAGCGCCCUGCGCUGCGCCCGGGACCAGGUGGGCUCCCGCAAGGGCUGCUUCGAGCUCUUCGGGGCAGACUUUCUCAUCGCGGAAGACUUUCGGCCCUGGCUGCUGGAGAUCAACUCCUGCCCCACCAUGAGCCCCUCGUCGGCGGUGACCCGCCGGCUCUGCGCCAACGUCCAGCGGGACACGCUGCGCCUCGUGCUCGACCGCAAGGACAACCCCGCCUGCUCCAUCGGCGCCUUCGAGCUCCUCUACAGGGAGGCAGCCGUGGCCUCGUGUCUGCCUAUGGGGCUGAAACUGCUGGUCACAGGCUCCUCCCUGAAGAAAGCCCGGCCGGCAAAGCAUGGAUCCCAGGACAAGCUCCCCACCGCUGUACCCUGUGCUCCCCAGCUCCCUGCACCCUCAGGGGACAGAGUCACCAAGGUCCCCUGGUCCGGAGCAGCACGGGAAAAGCUGCCUCCUGGGGGGCUGCAGAGCAGCUGCUGCCCGCCCUCGCCUGACCCUCCAGCACUGCCACAGCCCUCGGACUGCUCUGCUGGGAACCAGGAGCUGCCACGGCUUCUUCACCUGGUUGAGCAGCCCGAGGAAACUCAGCCCCCAACCAGUAGCUGUCCCAUGGACAGUGUGCCUGGACCACUAACCCAGGGAGACCCUAGAAGCCUCUCACAAUCCCCAAGUUACUCUGCUACAGACCAGGAGCUGCCAUGGCUCCUUCACCUGGUGGUAGGGCAGCCCGAGAAAGCCCAGGAAAGCCCAGCCCAGGAAGCUCAAACCCAAACUUUGUCACCAAUCACUAGCCGUCCUCUGGCUAGAGGGCGUGUGCGAACACCCCGGGGAGCGACCAUGAGUUCCCCCUGGCAAUCCCCGGGCAGUUCUACCGACAGCCGGGAGCUGCCAUGGCUCCUUCACCUGGUUGGGCAACCUGAGGAUGCUCAGCCUCAGGAAGUUCAUACCCAGGAAGCUCAAACCCAGACAGUUUCAUCACCAACCACCAGCUCUCCUCUGGAGAGAGGGUCUGUGCCACUGCCCUGGGGAGCGACCAUGAGUCCCCCCUGGCAAUCCCCGGGCAGUUCUACCGACAGCCAGCAGCUGCCAUGGCUCCUUCACCUGGUUGGGCAACCUGAGGAUGCUCAGCCUCAGGAAGCUCACACCCAGGAAGCUAAGCCCAAGGCAAGUCCAUCCCCGGUCGAUAGCUGUCCCCUGGAUAGGUUGGCACUGCUCCAGGAAGAGCGCAGGCGGUCCUGGCGACCCGCGGGUUCCUCUGCCGGGAGCCAGGGAUUGCCCCAGCCCAGUCAGCCGGGCGGGCAGCCCCAGGCUGCUCGGCCCCACAUCGUUCUGCCCCCGAUCAGUGCCCGGCCCCCGGUGAGGGGGCCUGUGCCACAGCCCGGGAGAGCCCCCAGCAGACCCUGGCGACCCCCGGGCUGUGCACCAGCUCCUGCAGGCCUGGCUGCCAGGCCAGUGCGCCUGCCUGCGCUGUAACAGGAACCCCCGGCCCCUGCCUGGAACGGGAACAGCUCCCAAGAGGGUGCAGAAGACCUGGCCCACAGACACACCCCCACGAGGUGGCAGCGCCCUGCCCAUCCUGGAUGGGGGGACACAGCAGCACCCGGCUGCCUCCCACUCGAGCGAGACCCCGCUGCUGUGCCGCGGCAGCCGCCUCAACCCGCACUCCUGCUUUAAUAAACUCUCAUGAGAAGG